Molecule: messenger RNA, 611 nt
Organism: Galendromus occidentalis (western predatory mite)
Lineage: Eukaryota; Metazoa; Arthropoda; Arachnida; Mesostigmata; Phytoseiidae
Exons: 2
Coding region: 30-344 (104 amino acids)
Source: RefSeq, a predicted model, not a curated record
CAGCUUGUCCCGUGCAACUAACAGCAAACAUGAACACCCUCCAAGUCGCCCUCUUCGCCGCCGUCGCAGUCGUCUCGUUCGCCCAGUUCGACGGUGCUGAUUUCUCCCGGUUCGCCGGCCAGCACGCCGCUGGUGGUGAUUCUCCCCAGUUCGACUCCUCAGCUUUCGGUGGUGCCGAGGCCGGAGCCUUCGGUGCCCAUGGAGCUGCUGGAGCUCAAGAUUUCUCUGGCUUCCAAGGAUUUGAUGCUCAAGCCGCUUUCGGACAACAAGGGCAGGGACAGCAGUUCGACAGCUCCGCUUUCGGAGGAUUCGGAGGUGAUGUCGAUGCUUCUCAGUUCCAGUGAGCGUUGAUUUCAUGACGAGUCAGCGACUAUGUUGCAAUUCUUGCCAUCUGUGAUGAGAGAAUCGAAUGUCUCAAUGCUGCUGGGACCGACCGUCGGCGCCGUUCGACGACGGCGCUGCGAUGUCGGCGUAGGUCGGUAAAGUUUGGCUGCGAAUUGCAGAACCGGAUUGUAUAUAUGUUUUGUAUAUAAUAAUGGAGGAAAAACACCAAAAACAAAUGAAUAAAUCUAUGUUCGUAGAGGACGAUCCAUCUACGGAAACACAUAAAA